This is a messenger RNA of Gongylonema pulchrum, 197 nucleotides long. The record is from the annotation of a GenBank genome assembly. Lineage: Eukaryota; Metazoa; Nematoda; Chromadorea; Rhabditida; Gongylonematidae.
AUGGCAGGUGGAUAUUAUGCAUUUUCGCUGCCAGCGCCAGCUGCAGAUGGUACGAUAUCGUUGUUUCUAAUGCCGCUUGGUGCCACCAAUGCAACACUCAUGCAUACAAAAGACGUCCACAAUGUUUCCUUGACUAUUAGCCGAGAGAAUAAAGUGACCGAGUUGCAACAAACUAUGAAGGUUUGUACAAAAUAGCG